GCGUCAGCCCCCCACCCGGGGAAUGGAUCCGGAAUCCGGGUGGCGUCUGCGGGAGGAGUUUCAUCUCCUGACAGAACCGGAGCAGAGGUACUACUCGGGGCUCCACAGCCUGUGCCAAGCGGACGCGGGAACGCUGUCGUCCAGCAAAGUGGCGGAGCUGGUCAAGGCUUCUCAGCUGCCCCCCGAAUCCCUGCAUAAAGUGACGGAGUUGUGCGGAGCGAAGCGUCUGGGCUACUUUGGUACGCCUCAGUUCUUUGUGGCGCUGAAGCUGCUGGCGGCCGCCCAGUCUGGUCUGCCCCUCCACCUGGAGAGUGUAACGGCCAAUCUACCUCUGCCCAGAUUUGUUGGGCUGAAGAAUGAACCAGAGAUGCGAUACCCAGCCGUCCCUCCAAGCAUCGACGGUCAGGGGGCUCAGUGUGUGAGCGCGCCCGGCUCCGUGUGCCGGACUCCAGCAGACAGGAGCACCUUCAGACACCUGGAGGCCAAAGUGGAGAAGAAGGAACCUUGGUCCCCGCCACGAUCCCCCAGCAGUUCACCGCCUCGCUCCCCGCUGAUCUACCGCGGCUACCCGUACACCAAGAAGAGGAAUGGGGCCGACUCACAGAUCGCCUACGAAUGCAAACAUUCCUCACGGCCGAUCGUUCUGCUAGAGCAGCACUCCUCGCCCGGUAACUACGGGACCAAAGCCACCGUGGAGCAUCUUGCGAUGGCUCGGGCUUCCUCAUCAGAGAGGCUGGACCAGCAGGGUGCUGUGGACCAUUCUGACGAUGACCCCUGGAGGAUCACAGAGGAACAGCUCGAGUAUUACACUAACCAGUUCAAAACCCUGCAGCCUGACCUGGGGGCUCUCAUCCUGGGAACCAUUGCAAAGAACUUCUUUACAAAAUCCAAGCUCCCAAUACCAGAACUUUCCCACAUUUGGGAGUUGAGUGAUGUGGACAGAGAUGGAGCGCUCACGUUCCAUGAGUUCUGCACAGCCUUUCACUUGAUUGUGGCACGCAAGAACGGUUACCCUCUUCCAGAGAGCCUUCCCCCGACCCUGCAGCUAGGGGUUAUGCAGCAGGAUGAGGACAUACCGGAUACUCCCGAAAGUGCAGAGCCUCUCAUUGUCUUUGAGGAUGCCGAACCAAGGCCUAGUCAGAUGAAUCGGAGCAUUAUCGAGAGGCUCCAGCCAGGCCUGGCUACAACAAAACAAGAUUUGAAAGAGGAAUCAUGUAAACAAGAUGUAGGUGUGAAGAGGAUGACCUCUCAAGAGAAACGGACUCUGCAACUUGGUGCUUUUCCUGAGAGGCCAGAGGCGCCUCAGGACCUGGACCCACACAUGAGGACAAAAACCAGACCGAGGUCCUACUCCAGCACUUCUUUUGAAGAUGCGAUGAAGAAGGCAGAAGAGCCCCCCACCCCUCCACCUCGCCCCCAGAAAACCCACUCCCGAGCCUCCUCGCUGGACCUCAACAAGCUCUUCCAGCAGGGCGCUCCGGGAAUUAAAAGUGGAUGGUUUCCACCUCCUCCAGCCCUCCCUCCCAGACCAUUGACUUCACAGGUUUCUCAUUUUAUCAACGUUUCACAGAAAACUGAGCAGAUCAAAGUGCAGCAGCCAAACUUUGCUGACUUCAGUCGCUUUAGAGAAGAGGAGGAGAGCAGUGUGAAGCCUGAGGAACAGGGUCCACGCUCCAGAUUUGGUCCGAGUACCGAAGACCUGGCAAAUGCAUCAAAACAGGACGGCGUUGGAGUUGGUCACACUCAGGCACCGCAGAAGCCGCUCCGCAGGAAGUACCACCCAGAGAGCCAGAACCUGGAGACGGUACCUCCACCUGUCAUGCCGUUCCCUACCCCCACCAAACCUGCCCAGAAGCUGCUGUCCAAACAGAAGAGGGAGAUCCAGAUGGCGAUCCGUAAAAACAAGGAAACCAACGCGGUGUUGACACGCCUCAAUAGCGAGCUCCAACAGCAACUCAAGGUGGUUCACCAGGAGAGGGUCACUCUGGAGUCCCAGCUGGAGCUCCUGCGGCCCCUGGCCCCGACGUAACUGAUCCUGGACCCUGGUUGAAGUCACAUUACGGGUGCGUGCGUGCACGUGCGUGUCACAGAAAUACAAUAGCGUCUCUAUAAAACAUGACUGUUUGACCUGAGCCAAGAAACAGAAAGUUGUCUUUUGUCAUGAAUCCAGUUGAAGGGUUGGGGAUGGGGAAAAACAGGGAUCGGACUCUUGGAUUUCUUUUGAGGAACAGCUCCAGUCCCAUAUGCAAAUAUUCCUCUUUCUUUUAAUGACAUCUUCAAGAAUAAAACCAUGUUUUGUUUUUUUAUCACUGUAUGAUAUGCACAUGACAUUCUAACUUAUUGUUUUCUCUUUUGAUUUACUGUCAGGUCUCUCCCAUGAAUCGUACUUUGCUUCAAUACACGUAACGUUGUGCGCAUCUUGCCAUUCCUCGGAUACAAGUUUCAUGUAUGUUACAUGCUCUGUGUGAAAUACUGGAACUAAAGGGCUCUUGGUUUUCUCAGUCUAUGUAUACGGUGCAUUUCAUGUGUAUCCCCAUCUGGUCUAAAGCAAGUAAAUGGUGCGACAGAUUAGUUUCUGAAUCAUAUUACUUUUUGCACUUAAAGUUUAAACAAACAAAAAAGAGCACAUUUUCAAGGUUAUACCUUGUGUUAGAUAUGGGUUCUUCAGCUACAGAGUUCCAGCCUUCGCACAAGAUUUGUCUGUUGUCACAAUGUAGCACUGGCACACGGGGCCAUAAGGACACUGGAGAAUGUUGACUCUGAAUCUGUAUCAAAUAUAGAUAAUCUACUUGAAAAUUUGCUCCAUCUUUAAUGUAAGCACUGUCUGAUCAUCACUGUUCAUUUUUCUUUAACCACCUUAUGUUUAUUAUCAUAUGAAGAGCUAUUUCUGUAGAAGAAGAAUUUGAUUUCUAAGACCAUAAAAACAGAAACUGGUGUUAUUGUUCCAGAAAAGAAAAGAGCUCAAUAUUCUGUUUUGCCAGAUAGAUUUCAAAACUAGCUAAUGUUAAAAAUGGGGUUUUGAUUUUAUCUAUGCAAAAAUGUGGUGCUGCUUCCGCUGGCUUUAGACCAUCUACCAUCAAGGAGAAUAAGGAUGUUUUGGAAAAAUAAUGAUGUGGUUGAAAUACACGAUGGCAUGCUUGAUAAUGCAUGUUGUGCUGAGAAUGAUUUGAGCAUUGGACUGUGAAUUGACCUUAAAUCGUGCACAUCUACUGAGCUCUGUGCUGAAGACAAUGAUCCAACUAAUCAAUAAAGUUGUCUAUUUUUAUUG
Messenger RNA from Etheostoma spectabile (orangethroat darter), 3268 nucleotides. It is a transcript of the gene reps2, whose product is annotated as RALBP1 associated Eps domain containing 2. Lineage: Eukaryota; Metazoa; Chordata; Actinopteri; Perciformes; Percidae. Gene Ontology annotation, cellular component: plasma membrane; cytoplasm. Gene Ontology annotation, biological process: endocytosis; endosomal transport. Gene Ontology annotation, molecular function: calcium ion binding; protein binding. The record is from RefSeq and is a predicted model, not a curated record.